UUCAGAUCAGUGUAUUUCUCAUCUUGUAGAUUUUGAAAGGCUGUACCUUUAAGGGUGUAUCAGUAGUUGAGGAGGAAAUAGGAAGUCAGGCCAUUAACAUUUAGCACAAAGAUAAAAACAAAAGGCGUUUGUGAGUGAUGGCAGGAAUAAAAGCUCUUGUUGCGUUGUCCUUCAGUGGUGCACUUGGACUGACCUUUCUCCUUUUGGGAUGCGCACUGGAACAGUUUGGACAGUACUGGCCCAUGUUUGUCCUGCUCUUCUACAUCCUGUCACCUAUACCAAAUUUAAUAGCCAAGAGGCAUGCAGAUGACACUGAGUCAAGCAACGCAUGCAGGGAGCUUGCAUACUUCUUAACCACCGGUAUUGUGGUGUCAGCCUACGGGCUCCCCAUCGUGCUUGCACGAAAAUCUGUGAUCCAGUGGGGUGCCUGUGGCCUGGUAAUGGCAGGCAAUUGUGUAAUUUUUCUGACCAUUCUGGGUUUCUUCCUGAUAUUCGGAGGUGGAGAUGACUUCAGCUGGGAACAGUGGUAAAACCCAUCAGGAGGAAGUACAUCACUACACUAUAAACUGAAAUCUUAAAUAGUUUCUCAUAGUAAUUCUGAUGAACCCAGGCCUUGACAGAGACUGUGUCCAUUGCUUUGUUUUACUCUCUGUUACUCUGCUUCUGCCUUUUCAUUUGCAUUACAUGUCAGCCUAUGCAUGGCUCUGUAUGAUUUGCUUAAAAAACGUAAUUCUGAAGUUGCAUUUAUUGAAAGUAGAGUAAACGGCAAAAUGUAAAAGGUGAAUCUCUCAAUCUAUAAUGUGCAGCUUGAGUCAUAUAAAUCAAAAGCAAUAAAAAAGUCAUUUAUAUUUGCUUAAAUAAAAAGAAUCCUAUUUUAGGACCAUUUAAGAUUGUUUUGCAUUAAGUUUAAAAUUAAGUUUUUUUCCCAUUAACAUGCUUGUUUUAUACACACACAUCUCUUGGUUUAGGGGUGAAUUAUGAACAUGUGAACAUUUUUUCUUGCCCUUUUUUAGCAUCUUGAAUUGUUAGUUACCUUGAUUAAAUUAUUAAUGAUGAUCCUUUGCACUUGAUAUAUACAUCUACCAGUUAUGAAGCAUAAUUAAUUCACUAACAAUGCCACUGUCACCUUAGCUUUAAAGCAACCCUUUGUUUUUGAAAACUGAAGCACUGUAACCAUGGCAGUCAAUUAAUUGUUUUUUUCUGUUGCCUUUGUUUUUGCACUAAUGUCAAUUAUGGAUUGGACCCAUUAAGCUUUAACCUUCUUGAACUUGUAAAUGUUUACAUCAGAUUACCAAAGCAGACAUUUUCCUGCAGUUCUGUUCCUUCAUUUCUUGUUUACAUCCGGAAGUUUGUAUAUGGGUCUGUAGAAAAAGAAAAAAAGUGUGCAGAAUUCAAUCAAAAACAGCCUAUGAUUCAUGCAAUCCCAGAAAUAUUUUCUUAUAACUGACAUAAUUCCACAUCAAAGCUUAUGAAACACUAUGACAUGAUUGUUAUGUAAUUCAAUAUAGGCUAUGUAGUAACUGCAAUGUUUUGAUCCAAUUUCACCUGAAAGGCAUAGUGUUCAGGUUCACACUACUGGUGUUGUCAUUGAUAUUUUAUAAAGGUAAGAUUAUCGUUAGGGUAUCAUUUUAUCCACUGUUUCAAAUCUUUCUGUUUUGUUUCUUCAGAGAAUCACUUGUAUAAGGGAUGUUUUUGAUAUACCUUUGAUUCUUUUUAGCACUUUCGAACAAUAUACAUUUGAUUAUAUGAAUAAAUUCAUUCGAAUUUUUA
Messenger RNA from Megalobrama amblycephala (Wuchang bream), 1770 nucleotides. RefSeq names its product leptin receptor gene-related protein. Lineage: Eukaryota; Metazoa; Chordata; Actinopteri; Cypriniformes; Xenocyprididae. The record is from RefSeq and is a predicted model, not a curated record. Gene Ontology annotation, cellular component: endosome. The transcript is spliced from 4 exons. Gene Ontology annotation, biological process: negative regulation of growth hormone receptor signaling pathway; late endosome to vacuole transport via multivesicular body sorting pathway. Bases 138 to 530 code for a protein of 130 amino acids.